Molecule: messenger RNA, 2891 nt
Organism: Branchiostoma belcheri (Belcher's lancelet)
Lineage: Eukaryota; Metazoa; Chordata; Leptocardii; Amphioxiformes; Branchiostomatidae
Product: protein FAM151A-like
Exons: 13
Coding region: 212-2722 (836 amino acids)
Source: RefSeq, a predicted model, not a curated record
AACAACUUCUAACCUCCGUACGGGUGCUGACCUAAAGGUGAACACUUCCACACAACCUCAGUCGCCUUCUGAGUGAAGUCCUUCGUUGUGAGCGAAGAAAGCCUAAACCCUCCCCGGCGCUUGGGACCUGGUUUGGCGGCUCGAAACGCUCUCAGCGCCGAAGAGAUAGUCUCUGAGCUCACGGCGAUCUGGUUACCAGGCUAACCUAACCAUGGAGUACGACAAGGAUGGGUUUAAGGCCGAAACCAUCCCAAAACGGAGAAACGAUUUCUGCUGGGUUGGAGUGCUCGCUUUUAUUUUCCUGGUGGUCGGGUUGGCCGUGAUCGUGACGCUGUUCCUGUUACCGGCGGCGCCCCUGGUUCUACCUGACGACGUUCCGACAGGUGUGCCAAAAGUUAUAUAUUCCCCGGAUGUGAGCCCGCUGGUCUACUACGGUGUCGAGAACCAUGACGCUUUGGAGGUCACGUGGUCCCAUGGGGUCAACAGCAAGGUCAUGUUGACUGAAGCAUUAGCUGGCGACGUAAUGAUGCUUGAGGUUGACGUAACCCUCCGAGGCUACGGUACGCAUGCGCAGUCGGAUGUUCCAGUGGCAGCCCACCCACCCCUGACAGACAGUGACGUCACUGUUGAAGAAUGGCUGGAAGCCGCGCUGAGGACAGACAAGGGCAUCAAACUAGACUUUAAGUCACUAGAAGCGGUAGCCCCAGCCUUAAGAAUGUUACAGAGCCACAAACAUCAUAUGAAGCGCCCCCUGUGGAUUAACGCUGACAUUGCACCGGGCCCGAACGCCGGACAAAAAGAAGUGCACAUCCCUGCGUCAGAGUUCCUCUCAACCGUCAACCAACUCUUUCCCAACUGCACCCUGUCUCUUGGCUGGACAACCGGCUUCUACCACGAUGGAGACAACGAGGGUUACACGAGAGAGAUGGUUGAAGCGAUGCACGCCGUUACUAAGGACCUACGUCAGCCGGUGACGUUUCCCGUCAGGUUCUCCCUGGUUGGACAGUCGCUGGAAAACUUGCAAUGGCUACUGGACCAGUCAGACAGGUAUUCCCUUACGCUGUGGACGUCGACUAUGACAGGCGACGCACACAGACUGUACGACCUGGUCCGCCUUCGUAAAGCCGUCUCUCCGUCACGGAUAUACUACGACCUUCCCAAACAGCAAAGAGAGGACUUGAAAGAAGCCGCCAAAAACAACGUGACCGGCCUUAACCCGUUGUUCUUCUUUCCCGUUGCACGACGGGAUGGCCUGCUACUCACGUGGUCAGGAAGGACCAAUAGCAGGGCAGCAUUGCAAGAAGCCAUUCUCUCUAAAUCCAACAUAGUAGAAGGAGACGUCAUCCUCCGUGGUCACGGGACCGAACGCCAAACCAACGAGCCAAUCAUGGCGCGUCCUCCAGACAGCGACAGUGACGUCACGUUCGAAGAGUGGUUCGAAAACAUCAUGGCGGCCGAGCAUGACGUAGUCCCGAAGCUGGACUUCUGGAGCGCAGACGCAGUAGUGCCGGUUAUGAAUGUACUAAAGAGCCACAUUUCCCACAUCGACUUUCCCAUCAUCAUCAGCUGCCGUCCACUUGGCACACCGGGUAGCAACAUCGAACCCCUCGACCCUUAUUUAGUCUACCCUACCAUAUAUAGCUUCUUCCCGCCAGGCGUUAGCUCAGCCGUCUCAUUCGUCAACGUUACCCCGGCAACCGGGUUUCCCCAGCAGUUAGCUGAAGAUGCGCAUGCGCUGGCACGUGACAUGCUUCGCGAACCAAUCAGCUUUACCCUCAGGACUGACGUAAUCGAGACGUCAAUACCUACCGUAAAAUGGCUACUCGGUCAGUCCGAUUCUUAUGGGUUGACAGUGGCGUCGCCAGAACCGAUUUCCCCUGUCAUUCGUAGCGAAUUCGACUGGGGAAAACUUAUCUAUGAUGGUCCAAGAGAUGUUAUCGAUGCCUUGAGAGAAGGCGCGGGAACGGGAGGGGGUUUGGUCAACUUUUUCCAGUCAACCUACAGAAUCGACGGACGCGACGGACUUAACAUCAGGUGGGCCCAUGGAGUCAACGACUUUCAGGCUUACCACCAACAAGCCAUUCAUGGGCACCCUGUUCUGAUGGUUGAAGCUGAUGUCAACAUCCGGGAGGACAAAGUUCCCGUCAUGUCCGACCAGAGGGCAGGAAACGGAAGUGACGCAUACCCUCUGGACGAUUGGCUUCGUCUGGCCCCUUACUUCGGCAUCAUGCUGGAGUUUCACAGUGUGGAGGCCCUCAUUCCAUCCCUAAAGGUUCUUCAGAAUAAAGCCAGUGACUUGAGACUACCAGUGAUGUUGAAGGGAGAACUUCCCGGUCUCUUUACCAAGGAGACUUUUAUUGACCCUAUCUUAGACAUGUACCCACACGUCUCCAUCGUUAUCGAGAUGAAACCUGAUGACAUGUCGGACGGAUACUCUCGUUCCCAAGUUGAGGAGGUUGCCCGGAUGUGCGCCAACCUGACGCAGAUCGUGGUGCUGAGCGUGGAUGCCAGAUAUGUGCGUGGAUCCUGGGACAACCUGAGUUGGUUACUCAGCCAGUCUCCGCUCUACCAUCUCUACAUCUGGGCGGGUUGGCCGGAACCGGAAACGUACCAGCUUGACGUCACAGACCUGGUGUUCGUCAGGAACAGCUUCGACCGCAGCAAGGUGUACUAUGACGUCACGCCUGACGUCAUGGAGAAAUUCAAGAUGGCGCUGAAUUAAACAUAUAUGACACUAGGUUGGUUUUAUGGAUAUUUACUGAAACUGAGACGCUUCGUCGUUAAAAUUUCAAAAGAAAAGCUAUUUAACGAUAACAAUUAAAAUUUUUGUGCUGAGUGUGUCGAGACUCAUAUAAGUUGCAAAAUUGAUAACAUUUCAAAGGUUAUUGUAG